Phymastichus coffea is the source of this 2344-nucleotide messenger RNA. It is a transcript of the gene Rcc1, whose product is annotated as regulator of chromosome condensation. The record is from RefSeq and is a predicted model, not a curated record. NCBI's taxonomy places the organism in Eukaryota, Metazoa, Arthropoda, Insecta, Hymenoptera, Eulophidae. Gene Ontology annotation, molecular function: guanyl-nucleotide exchange factor activity. The coding region runs from base 136 to 1497 and encodes 453 amino acids. Gene Ontology annotation, cellular component: cytoplasm. The transcript is spliced from 6 exons.
CUUGCGCGCGGCAUUUCGGCUUUUGCACGCGUACAUGAUUACACGACGGUUUCAUAUGACCGUUACGACUUUUUGGCGGUAAACAGUUGUGAAGUGCUCUUUUUUCUGAAUUUAAUCUUCAAGUAAAUUAACAAUAUGCCUCCUAAAAAAACUAGGAAACGUCCUGCUUCUUCAUCUGAACAAGAUGCUGGACCAAGCAUGAAGACUGUCAAACGCUCCAAAAGCAUAAAAUCUAAGCCAAUAAAAGAGGAAAAAAAUAUAAAAAAUAAUUCAAAUCCAAGACUUUUACUUCGUGAAAUCACUACUGGAGGCAUCGUUCUUACAUGUGGUCAAGGGGAUGUUGGACAACUUGGUUUAGGGGAAGAUAUUUUAGAAAAAACACGUUUUUCUGCAAUUCCAAACUAUACAAACAUUGUUGCUAUUGCAGCUGGUGGUAUGCACAAUGUCUGUUUGACACAGGAUGGUAAAGUAAUAACUUUUGGUUGCAAUGACGAAGGAGCGCUAGGUAGAAAUACAUCUAAAGAGGGCUCCGAAACAAUACCAGGAUUUGUUGAUUUGCCUGCUCCAGUCAUUCAAGUAACAGCUGGUGACUCCCACAGUGCAGCACUUUUAAAUGAUGGACGAGUGUUUGUUUGGGGUUCCUUCAGAGACUCUCAUGGUACUAUGGGGCUGCUUACAAAAGAUAAUGAAAAGAUCCCAGUAGAAAUUUCUAUGAAGGAAAAAUGUAUAAAAAUAGCAUCAGGUGCAGAUCAUUUAGUAUUAUUAGAUAAUACAAAAAAGGUACAUACUUGUGGUUGUGGGGAACAAGGACAACUCGGUCGGUUACCUGAAAGAAAGACUGACAGAGAUACAAGUCGACUAGGACUAAAACACUUACUUGUACCAAGUCCAGUACCUUUUAAAGUAAAUAAACACAUUGAAGCAGAAAAUAUAUGGGCUGGUACAUAUGCAACAUUUGUAAAAGAUACUAACAACCAGGUACAUGUGUUUGGCUUGAAUAAUUACGGUCAAAUUGGGCUUAAAGGAGUUGACAAACUUUUUCAUCCCAAAGUAUCAGAUGAAUUGAGCAAUAAAAAUUGGGUUCAAAUCAGUUCUGGUCAACAUCACACUAUUGCUUUGGAUGACGAAGGAAAAGUUUACGUUUUAGGCCGUAAAGAAUAUGGACGUCUAGGUUUAGGACCCGUUAAAACUGAUGCAGAACACUUAACACUUAUACCUGCACUUGAACAAAUGAAAAUUGUUGAUGUUGCAUCUGGUAGUGCUCAAUCUUUUGCUGUAACUGAACAAGGACGAUUAUAUGCUUGGGGAAUGGGAACUAGUUGUCAACUUGGAACUGGAGAAGAAGAAGACGUUGAAGUGCCAACAGUGAUCGAGUCAAAACAAAUUCGAGAUGUUAAAGUUCUUCGAGUUUCAGGAGGAGGACAACAUACUAUAGUUCUUGGAGUACAAUCAGUAAUGAAUCAUACGGCAGGCAAUAACGAUUCCGACAAGCAAUAACAGUGCGGAAUUUCAAAUUCAUAAAAUAUGUUACUUGUGCAUAAUCAAGAUUACAAUUAAUGAGAAUUGACCAUCCUAGAAGUAUUUAAGUACUGGAAAUAAUAAAUGACUAAACCCUAAUCUAAUUAUUAAGAACUACCAUUGUAAGUCUAGUGCCACUAUAGUACAUUACGAUACAAGUGCAGGAAAGUAGAAACUCUUUCCCGAACAUGUGCCGUACCGUAUUUUUUGAUAUGACAUGUGGAAAAUGCAAUUUUCAAUGCACGUUUUCUUAUUCUUCUCUCACGAGCAUGCGGGAAAGACGCACUUUGCGCACAGAGUAUCGAAAAAAGUUUAAUGCAGAGUUGAAUGAUACAUCAAUAAUAUUUCUUAACAUUUAUACAACUUUUAUGAGAUAAUUGUAAACAUCGAAGCAUUUUUUGUAUUUCUCAAUUUAAUAUGUCAUGAACUUUUACACAAACUACUUUUUGUUAUAAAAAUAUUUACUAUAAUAAUGUAAUCCUUGAACUUAUGUGGCUUACGUAGUAUGUUCCUGCGUUUUAAUGAAUGCAAGAUAUUAGGUGAUUUAUUGUAAGCAUAAGAAUAAUUUAAAGGAUAAUGAAGUUCUUGUUGAAUAAUUAUCAUGUGUGAGUAAAAUUAAUUUUUCUACGUUCAUUCUUUAUUUCUAUUUACAUCUACCAAUACGUAAAUAGUGCCAUGAUUAAUAUAUACUAAUCGUUAACAAAUUUGCACAAUUAAGGCAUGGUUGCCUUGUUACAUUUGCACGCUAUUUUCAAUAUUUAAAAAAUUAUUUUGCAUUAGAUAGAACAAUGAAAGUGUGAAGAAAUAAAGAUGUUUUAAUAUAAAA